Molecule: messenger RNA, 1032 nt
Organism: Parnassius mnemosyne (clouded apollo)
Lineage: Eukaryota; Metazoa; Arthropoda; Insecta; Lepidoptera; Papilionidae
Source: the annotation of a GenBank genome assembly
AUGCUGGAAGAUAAAUACAAAAUAUGCCUUUCAGAAGUUAUUGGCAAAUUACAAAGUGUGGAACAUAUAGCUCUGACAACUGAUAUAUGGAGUUCAGACAGUCAAAAGAGCUUCAUAUGUGUAACUGCACAUUUUAUAAAUAAUUCAAAACUGCACUCUAUGGUAGUGUCGACGACUGAGCUCUCCCAACAUCACACUGCAUUAAAUAUUGCAAAUGCAUUGCGGACUACAUUAACAGAAUGGGAGAUAUACGAUAAAGUAGUUACGAUUGUAACUGAUAAUGCUUCGAGCAUGAAAAAAGCAGUCAAGGAUUAUUUACAAAAAAGGAACCAUUUCUGUGUCGCACACACACUAAAUCUUGCCGUUAAAGACUGCAUUAGCAAAGAUAGUGAGAGUGAGACGGACCAUAAUAGACAUUUAAAAAAUGCUGCAGUGCUGGAUAUUGUUUCAAAAAGUCGUGCAAUAGUAACCCACUUUAAACAGAGUAUUAAAUCAUCUAAUACACUUAGAGACAUGCAGAGCCAAAUGAACUUAGAGAUAAUUAAACUUAAACAAGACGUACAAACAAGGUGGAACUCUACUUUCUAUAUGUUUGAAAUAUUGUUAAAAGUCAAAGCUCCUCUAUCCGCUACUUUAUCACUUAUUGACUCACCUCCGCCAAACUUAAAUUCAACUGAAUGGCAGAUUCUGGAAGAUUGUGUGGCUCUUUUACAACCAGUGGAAAAAAUCAGCACCGUAUUAUCUGGGGAGUCUUACCCGACGCAGUCCAUCAUUAUUCCCCUAGUAAGAGGAUUACAGAGUGCUAUAAUAAAGAAGAGACCAAGCACUGAACCUGGAAAUCACUUACAGAGGUCAUUAUUGGAAAUUAUAGACAAAAGACUAGGUGUUUAUGAAUCGAAUCGGAGUGCAGCAAAGGCGACCAUUCUAGACCCUCGAUUUAAAAAAAAUGCAUUUGGGACCAUUAGUACUGCAGAAAAUGCAGUUAAAUAUGUAUUAGAGGAACUGGUUCAAUAUCAGCCAGUUCAGGGGUAA